Penicillium hordei is the source of this 1185-nucleotide messenger RNA. RefSeq names its product putative cell division protein kinase (Ctk1). Gene Ontology annotation, cellular component: cytoplasm; nucleus. NCBI's taxonomy places the organism in Eukaryota, Fungi, Ascomycota, Eurotiomycetes, Eurotiales, Aspergillaceae. Gene Ontology annotation, biological process: protein phosphorylation. The record is from RefSeq and is a predicted model, not a curated record. The transcript has 5 exons. Gene Ontology annotation, molecular function: cyclin-dependent protein serine/threonine kinase activity; ATP binding. Bases 1 to 1185 code for a protein of 394 amino acids.
AUGUCUUGGAAGGACAAUUUCGGCUUCACAGACCGGCUGCGAGCCAUACAGUCUCUCACAGCGGCUUACCAGCAAGCUUCUUCCUCGCCCGCCUCCGCAUUUGCAGAAGCUAUGGCCCAAGCGAAGGAGCUUGAAACCGAGGCGUAUGACAAAGCGACCUCAAAAGAUGAAUAUGAUUCCAUCUGCCUAAAGGCGAUUGAUGAAGCUGAAUUAGCAGGGUCCAAAAAGCUGGUCACUAGCAGUCCACAGCAUGUCGAGGAUGACUAUGAAGAACCGAAGACCUCAACUGGGGAAGUGAUCGGUCAAUAUCGAUCUUGUUCCCACCACUAUGGUGGCCUCCACUCCUCCAUCUACAGAUCAAAGCUGGAAGAUGGGACUGUUCGGGCAGUGAAAGUCACUAUUCCCCAUAUGAUGAUAGCCCCCCAUGAUGCCCACCGUGAAGCACGGCUGUUGCGCGAAGCUUCUCACCCGCAUAUCAUUCCAUUGAUUGAAACAUUUAAUCUUGAUGGUGGGAGGUUUGUCUUAGUGUUUCCUUUUAUGCGAUAUGACUUCGAGCGGUUGCUCCGGCGAGACAUGGUAACUGCCGCUCAAACACGAUCGAUUCUGCGAGACCUGUUCUGUGCCCUUGCCCAUCUCCACAGCAUGGGUAUACUUCAUCGGGACAUCAAGCCUUCCAAUAUCCUGAUGGACUCCCCCAAUGGACCAGCCUACUUGGCAGACUUUGGCAUUUCAUGGAAACAGGGUGAUGCGGGAUCUGAGCUACCCACGCAGAAAAUCACGGAUGUUGGCACCACCUGUUAUCGACCCCCAGAGAUUCUCUUUGGGUUCAAAGAGUACGGAACAUCCCUCGACAUGUGGGCCGCCGGCUGUGUAGUGGCAGAAGCCAUCGCCGUCGGCCACCACCAGCUCUUCGACUCUGGCCCCGUGGGCAGCGAUCUGUCGCUGAUUUUCUCCAUCUUCAAACUACUGGGCACCCCGGAUGAACAGCGCUGGCCGGAAGUCCAGGUCUUGCCAGAUUGGGGGAAAGUGGAAUUCCACUCGUUCCACACACAGCCUUGGGAGGACAUCCUCCCGGGUGCAUCCUCGAAUGGCCGUGAUCUAGUCAGCCACCUAUUGCGCUACGAGAGCAGCGAAAGACUCUCCGCAACAGAGGCCCUUGCCCAUCCAUAUUUUGCUCGGAGUUGA